AUGAGUGACUAUGGCUGCCCAAUGGAAUGGUUCUCCUCACUUCUUCUCCUUCUUAAUGUAUUUAUGAUGGUAUUCUUCAUAAUGGAUUCAGAGCAUGAAAUACCUCAGGCAGACCUUGGACAACUAGAUGAUCUCUCCUUCAAUUUUACUGAAUUUAAAAUUGCUUAUGCUCCAGGAACAAAGACAACAAGAGCGAUAAUGGAGAAAGUAGAAAAUAUCUCUGUCAUUAAAGGUAUAAGAACUGAACUCAUGGAAGAUGAAAAAGCAAUCGAAGAAGCACACAAGAAGGAUGAAGGCAUCAUUGGCGUUAUAUUUCAGGAUAACUUUGCCUAUCGACUCCGAUUUCCACUAAGCGACAUACCUUCUCCAAAUGACUACACUUCAGGCAUAGAUUAUUGUUUCAACUACUCAGGCGAUUAUUGUUCUAAUCCAAACUACUGGUACAAAGGAUUUCUGUCAUUGCAGGCUAGCAUUGAUGCUGCUCUUAUAGAA
This is a messenger RNA of Gekko japonicus, 492 nucleotides long. Its product is annotated as ATP-binding cassette sub-family A member 8-B-like. The annotation marks the transcript as partial. The record is from RefSeq and is a predicted model, not a curated record. NCBI's taxonomy places the organism in Eukaryota, Metazoa, Chordata, Lepidosauria, Squamata, Gekkonidae. The transcript is spliced from 4 exons.